Molecule: messenger RNA, 2705 nt
Organism: Odobenus rosmarus divergens (Pacific walrus)
Lineage: Eukaryota; Metazoa; Chordata; Mammalia; Carnivora; Odobenidae
Gene: RORB
Product: RAR-related orphan receptor B
Exons: 10
Coding region: 631-2010 (459 amino acids)
Biological process (GO): regulation of transcription by RNA polymerase II
Cellular component (GO): nucleus
Molecular function (GO): RNA polymerase II cis-regulatory region sequence-specific DNA binding; zinc ion binding; nuclear receptor activity
Source: RefSeq, a predicted model, not a curated record
AUCUCUCUCCUCUCUUUCUCUCUCGCUCCCUUCCUCCCUGUAACUGAACAGUGAAAAUUCACUGGAUCCGCUAACAGGCACAGAUGUCAUGUGAAAACGCACAUGCUCUGCCAUCCACACCGCCUUUCUUCCUUUUCUGUUUCCUUUCCCCCCCCCUUGCUCCUUCUCCUUCUUCUUUGUAACUAACAAAACCACCACCAACUCCUCCUCCUGCUGCGGCUGCCCUUCCUCCUCCUCCUCAGUCCAAGUGAUCACAAAAGAAAUCUUCUGAGCCGGAGGCGGUGGCAUUUUUAAAAAGCAAGCACAUUAGAGAGAAAGAAAAAAGAAAAACAAAAGCAAAACAAAACCCAGGCACCAGCCAGACAGCACAUUUUUUUUUUCACCCUUCCUGAAAACAAACAACCAAACAACCAUCAAAACAGUCAUCACCACCAUCAUCAAAACUGUUAGCAUAGCAGCGGCGGCAAACGUCACCCUCCGGCCACGGCGUCCGCCUAAAGGGAUGGUUUUCUCGGCGGAGCAGCUCUUUGCCGACCACCUUCUUCACUCGUGCUGAGCAGGAUUUUUGGGCUCCGAGGUUCGGGCUGGGAGCAGCUUCAUGACUACGCGGAGCAGGAGAGCGGCCACACCAUGCGAGCACAAAUUGAAGUGAUACCAUGCAAAAUUUGUGGCGAUAAGUCCUCCGGGAUCCACUAUGGAGUGAUCACGUGUGAAGGCUGCAAGGGCUUCUUCAGGAGGAGCCAGCAAAACAAUGCCUCUUAUUCCUGCCCAAGGCAGAGAAACUGUUUAAUCGACAGAACAAACAGAAACCGUUGCCAACACUGCCGACUGCAAAAGUGUCUUGCCCUAGGAAUGUCGAGAGAUGCUGUGAAGUUCGGCAGGAUGUCCAAGAAGCAGAGGGACAGCCUGUAUGCUGAGGUGCAGAAGCACCAGCAACGGCUGCAGGAGCAGCGGCAGCAGCAGAGCGGGGAGGCCGAAGCACUGGCCAGGGUGUACGGCGGCAGCAUCAGCAAUGGCCUCAGCAGCCUGAACAGCGAGGCCGGGGGCACUUACGCCAACGGACACGUCAUCGACCUGCCCAAGUCCGAGGGGUAUUACAGCGUGGAUUCCGGCCAGCCGUCCCCGGAUCAGUCAGGACUUGACAUGACUGGAAUCAAACAGAUAAAGCAAGAACCCAUCUAUGACCUCACGUCCGUACCCAACUUGUUUACCUAUAGCUCUUUCAACAAUGGGCAGCUAGCACCAGGGAUAACGAUGACUGAAAUCGAUCGAAUUGCACAGAACAUCAUUAAGUCCCAUCUGGAGACAUGUCAGUACACCAUGGAGGAGCUACACCAGCUGGCGUGGCAGACCCACACCUAUGAAGAAAUUAAAGCGUAUCAAAGCAAGUCCAGGGAAGCGCUGUGGCAGCAAUGUGCCAUCCAGAUCACGCACGCUAUCCAGUACGUGGUAGAGUUCGCCAAGCGGAUAACGGGCUUCAUGGAGCUCUGUCAGAAUGAUCAAAUUCUCCUUCUGAAGUCAGGUUGCUUGGAAGUGGUUUUAGUGAGAAUGUGCCGUGCCUUCAACCCAUUAAACAACACUGUUCUGUUUGAAGGAAAAUAUGGAGGAAUGCAGAUGUUCAAGGCCUUAGGUUCUGAUGACCUGGUGAAUGAAGCAUUUGACUUUGCAAAGAAUUUAUGUUCCUUGCAGCUGACUGAAGAAGAGAUUGCUUUAUUCUCAUCCGCUGUUCUGAUAUCUCCAGACCGAGCCUGGCUGAUAGAACCAAGGAAGGUCCAGAAGCUUCAGGAAAAAAUUUAUUUUGCACUUCAACAUGUGAUUCAGAAGAAUCACCUGGAUGAUGAGACCUUGGCAAAGUUAAUAGCCAAGAUCCCCACCAUCACGGCGGUCUGCAACUUGCACGGGGAGAAGCUGCAGGUAUUCAAACAAUCCCAUCCAGACAUAGUGAAUACACUCUUUCCUCCAUUAUACAAGGAGCUCUUUAAUCCUGACUGUGCCACCGUCUGCAAAUGAAGGCGACCAGAGGAUUGUCUCCUAGUCAUGGAAUGCAUCACCAUUAAGACAAAAGCAAUGUGUUCAUGAAGACUUAAGAAAAAUGUCUACUGCAACAUUAGGAAUGUCCUGCACUUAAUAGAAUUAUUUUUCACCGCUACAGUUUGAAGAAUGUAAAUAUGCACCUGAGUGGGGCUCUUUUAUUUGUUUGUUUUUGAAAUGACCAUAAAUAUACAAAUAGAGGACACUGGGUGUUAUCUUUUUUUUUUUUUAAUUUUAUUUUAUUCGGGUAUGUUUUGGGAGACAACUGUUUAUAGAAUUUUAUUGUAGAUAUAUACGAGAACAGAGCAGUACUUUACAUGAUUACUUUCCCUGUUAAUUGUUCAAAUAUAAUUUAAGAAAAUUCCACUUAAUAGGCUUACCUAUUUCUAUGUUUUUAGAUAGUUGAUGCAUGUGUAAAUUUGUAGCUGUCUUGGAAAGCACUGUGCAUGUAUGUAAUAAGUAUAUAAUAUCUGAGAAUAUUAUAUAUGACUAUUACUUACACCUGCACAUGCACUGUGGCUUAAAAUACCAUACCCACUAGCGAAGGAGGUUCAGUCAGGCUCUCUCAUAUUAUUUCCCUUCUGUGUUAUAUGUUACCUUUAUGUUAGACAAUCAGGAUUUGUUUUCCCAGCCAGACUUUUCAACUAUCAUCUACGGCAGGAUGGUACCAAUUC